This is a messenger RNA of Saccoglossus kowalevskii, 2466 nucleotides long. Its product is annotated as solute carrier organic anion transporter family member 2A1-like. The record is from RefSeq and is a predicted model, not a curated record. Gene Ontology annotation, cellular component: basolateral plasma membrane. Gene Ontology annotation, biological process: transmembrane transport; sodium-independent organic anion transport. Gene Ontology annotation, molecular function: protein binding. Lineage: Eukaryota; Metazoa; Hemichordata; Enteropneusta; Harrimaniidae.
AUGUUCCAGUUUGGGCAACAGACUACUACAGCUGGUACUGCAGGCACCAGUUUAUUUUCCAGUACUGCACCUUCUCUAACAGGAGGUGCAAUUGCAUUCGGUGCAACAACCACAUCAACGGCUGCAGCUCCUGGUACUACAUCAGGCUUUCAGUUUUCUGGUUUGUCUAAUCCGACAACUCAGGCUACAGCGACUGCUCCUGCUUCUGCUUCUGGUUUCACAUUGGGUACAGCCCCACAAACAUCCACAGCUACUGCAGCACCUUCUGCGGGUGCUGGUUUGUCAUUCACUGGCACACCUUUGAGUAGUACAACUGCUGCAACAGCUGGAUUUGCUACACCGUGUACUACAGCGACAGGUUUAGGGAUAAGCUCUACAGUUAAACAAGAAUAUUGUGCCGGUAUCACGGUGCUUUAUGAAGACAGGAAGCAUUUGAAAAUGAAGGGAGGUGAAACUACGCAGACAACCGAAGCGAAUUCGAUGCUGGGCAACAACCCGCAUCAGGAUCGUGAAGACACCGACCCCGAUGAAGACAUGACAUGUGGAAUAGGAUGCUUUAAACCCAAAUGUCUCCAAGUAUUUGCAAAUAUCAACGUUGCUUUGUUGACAAUGUGCGUCACCCUCUUUAUGUACUCCUUCGGGUGGGGGAUCUCCGCUACUGGAAUAACCAGUAUGCAAAUACGGUACGGAUUGCCAACCUGGAUCAUUGGUUUAAAUGCCUCAAUGUUCGAAGUGGGCGUAUUGGUUGCGGUCAUAUUGGUAACGUAUUUCGGCGGCGGUCCGAGUAGUCACCGCCCUCGGUGGAUUGGCGUUGGCACACUCACCGCUGCAUUGGGAACUUUCCUGGUGGCGUUGGUGCAUUUCCUAUUCGGCCCGUACGAGUACAGUGGAAUGGCGACGGGUACCAAUGAUACACAGUCUUACAUACUUUGUGAAGACCCAUUAAUCAGUGAAAACACCUCGUCAUCUAUGUGCGAAAAACUUAUAUUAAGCAGCGAUAAAACCACGACUAUCGCGAUAAUGGUGAUUGGUCACAUUCUGAUCGGAGCAGGCUUCUCACCAGUAUUAACACUUGGCAUCUCUUAUAUCGAUGACUUCGCGGGAAAGAAAAAGGCGCCUUUGUAUUUAGGUAUUUUACAGGCCAUGUACCCACUCGGCCCAGUGUUUGGAUAUCCCUUCGCCUCGUUGUUUAUAAGUUAUUAUGUGGACAUCGACAAGGUGGACCCGGAAGAUAUUGAACUAACACCUCAGGAUCCCCGAUGGGUUGGCGCAUGGUGGCUGGGAUAUCUUAUCGACGCCAUUCUUCUUUUUCUGUGUGCGAUACCAUUUUUGCUGCUCCCCAAAAGACUGCCUGAUCCUGGCGAUAAAUACCUGUACGACCAGGACGUCAAGGAUGAGAACAAGGACGAGAUGAAUUUGGAAACCGGAAGAGAAAUUAUUUCCCGAAUAAAAGACUUCCCCAGUGCACUUCGUCGACUACUCGUGAAUGUACCGUUCAUGACGGUGAUUUUUGGCCAUGCUGCAGCAGCAGCAAUUGAAAGUGGAUCAGGUAUAUUUUUUAACAAGUAUAUGGAAGAACAGUUUAGGAUUACCCCCACUUUGGCUGCAAACCUCACAGGGGUUAGUAUGAUUGCCACACUUACCAUUGGCAUAUUCCUCGGCGGACUCUACUUGCAUAAAACGAAGCCAAGUCUGAUACAUUACGGCAAGAUGUUGGUGUUCUUUGCUGUUCUAAAUGCUAUAUUACCGAUACCACUUGUGUUUCUUGGAUGUGAAGAGGAGCGUUUUGCCGGUGUCACCGUACCAUACCAGAACAGUUCCAGCAUCUCUAUGGAACAUUUGGACUACGCCUGCAAUUUGCCAUGCGACUGUACUCUAGCCGAAUACGACCCAGUCUGCGGGAAUGAUGACGUCACUUACUACUCGCCAUGCUACGCCGGCUGUACUAAUGUGAUAAACGGAAGUUUCUAUGACUGUUCAUGCUUUAAAAAAGACAGCGUUGGUGGAAAUUCAUCGCAGUCAUUUAUAAGCUAUGCAAUACCGGGUAUAUGCGGCGAACAAUGUAAUACAAUGUUGAUUUGGUUUGUAAUUGUAUGUUCUGUGUAUAGUCUGGCAAGUGGUAUCCCGCUGACAUGUGACAUUAUUGUCGCUAUGAGGUGUGUUGACGAAAAGGACAAGCCAUUUGCUCUAGCAGUCAGGCAGUUUAUUGCCCAGUUAUUUGGAUGGAUAUUCACGCCCCUUUAUAUGGGAGCAAUUAUAGACUCGGCAUGUAUUCUAUGGGACGAGGAUGAAUGCGGUGGUCGCGGUGCAUGCUGGUUAUAUGACUUGACUGACUACAGAAUAAAACUUGGAGGCUUUAUACUUGUUAUGACUUUGUUGUCAACGAUACUGUUUACUGCAACACUGAUAGCCAUCAAGUAUAAACACAGGAUUCAGGAACAACAGAAGACGGUUGUGUACCUGUAA